UCCCGGCACAUGUUGACGCUCGUAAAGUGAGCGGGGGAAGAGCGCCAGCGAGGAAGAAAGCGCAAGCAAACGCACACGCAAGGCGGCACAAGCUAAAGGCAACGCACGGCCGGCUGGAGUUGACGUGCGGAUGCGAGUGCGACCGAGUUGAGACCGGUCGCCCAAAUGCUACUCGGCUCACCCUGCACGGCUCACUGACGGAAAGAAGUCGGAGGCGAAACCCAGCUACUAUUGUUGUGUUUUGUAUCGUGAAAGCACCGAGUGGAGGAGAUGCAGUCCCAGGGCAGCACGUCGUCCCAACCCUCCUUGGACUCACUCAGCUCCAGCGACAGCCUCCUCUUCAGCGACUCUGACGACGCCGACGUCUUCCUGACCGACGCCUCUUCCUCGGCCCUCCUGGAGGCAGCGGUGGCGGCGGCGGGUCCGAUGGCAAGGGGUCCGGCGGCGGCCAACGCCCGCGCCGGCCGGGCCGCUAACAGCCCCGCCUCGCAGUGGGCCUGUGACGGCUACGCCGACAAAGAGCAAGAGGAGGACGGCGCCUCGCCGGCCCAGAAUCCUAAGUCGCAGGGCGACCUGCUGUUUGCUCAGAAGUGUGCUGAGCUUCAGGGUUUCGUCAGGCCCCUGCUGGAGCUGCUCAACGGCCUCAAGAAGGGCCGAUUUGACCGUGGUCUGAGUAGUUUUCAGCAGAGCGUCGCCAUGGAUCGCAUCCAGCGGAUUGUGGGGGUCUUGCAGAAACCAAACAGCGGGGAGCGCUACCUCAACACGCUUCUCCAAGUGGAGAUGAUGCUGAAGCUGUGGUUUCCUCAGAUCGCCGCCCUCCCGCCGUCAUCUGCCGCUGCCGCCACUUCACCCGCCUGCCCCGCAGCGGACCCCACGCCCCCGCACAAGCACAGGGAUCAGCUCCAUAUCCCGGUGAAGAAACGCCGACUCAGCUGGACAGGAACCGACUCCCCUACGUCCUCUCCAGGCCUCCCCAAGUGCCCUCGCCUUAGUGCGCAAGAGAAGCAUCUUCCAGACGACAGCGAGGAAGAAGAGACACAAACGGAAGCCACGGAAGGAGGCCCCUGCCCCCCACCACCACCACCCCCUCCUCCUCCUCCUCCUCCGUCGUUGUCAUCGCCGCCGCCACACCAAAAUUCUGCAAAGGGAAACGCCAGCGACUCUGACGGUUCGGGCAACCUGUCAGAGUACAAAACGGCUCGUGGUUCUGAGCCCAGCCUCACGUGGGUGCACGUUGCCCCCAUCCUGUCCCCGAGGAAGACGGGCGCGGCAGCGGCGGCCACGCAGGACAGCGCCGUGUCCUCCACCACCACCCCCGAGCACAGCAAGAAUCUCGAGAAAGCCGCACGCUGCCAAAGCCACGCAGCCGCUGCUGACAAGCAAGGAGGUGAAGACCAUCAGGACCCGGGCGCGCCCUCUGAGACCUGAGUGAAUAACGCAGCCAGAGCAAAAUCAAACGCGUGUUGAUAAUCACAAAUUGUGUCAAAAUGUGCAAAGAAAUCAUGGAGGGGAGUAGCAAGUCAAGUGAAAUCUCAAACAAGAUGACUGAGUGGAGCACUUCCUGUCAGGAGAGGAAGUGGCAGACACCUUUUACAGGUUGUACAUAGCCACAGCAAGAAAAAAAGCAAAUGGCGUUUGUACUUGACUGGACCAGUGAUGCAUUCAAGGAUUUUGGAGACUAUGGGGAGAAAGGAAACGAUGUCAUCAACUCACGAAUGUAAUCGGAGAUCACCGUUAAUUUAUCUGACACUGCAUUUAUUUAUUAUUCUUGGUAUUUAUUUUUCAGGCAAUUGAGGAAAACGCACAGCAAGGGCGUCAACCUUUUUUUUUUACUACAUUGUUGCCACGUGUGUUUUUCUUUUUGAACCGUCGGACUACUGUGCCUUUUACCAAAUAGGAUGUGUUUGGUUUUUUUCUUGUUUUUCAGAAGAAACAAUUGGUGCUGGGAGUGCAUUUCUAUUAUGUUUUGAUUGUUUGCUUUUAAAACAACAAAAAAAGAUAACACAUCUUGACAGUAGUCGCCUGAAACCUUCGUACUUGUAACAUAACAUAACAGCGUCCUGCACACUCAUUAGCCUAAUAGCGUAAAUGCCCAAGUCAUUUUUCAACGUUUUCCAGGAAACAAGAGUUCAAUUUAACCUUUGCCAGCACCACGAAACACUGGUCAUUUUUACUGGGACUUUUGCAGUAAGUUCAAAAUAUUACACAGGUAUUUAUGCUAGUCAGCUAAUGAUUGGUAGCUGACUAGCAAAAACAUUUUGAACAUUACUGUAAAUUUGGUUCAAAUUUUGCAGACGACCAUAACUGACAAUCUACAAAUGCUGACUUUGCCAAUUGCGCUUCGCUAACGAUCUGUUCCAAUUCAUAAACAUGCCUCCAUCUUGUCAGCAGAGGCUAAUCUGCUAGCCUUUUGUUUUUUCCCCUGAUUCCGCCCCAAUUGAGGGAUCGAAGGAGGCGCACUGAAGGCUGAUGCAACUGCAAAACUUGAAAUGAUAGAAAAAUGUAAACAAACUUGUUUCAACUUGCCAGCGGCAAGCAAGCUAGCUAGCGAGCAAGCGCCGCUUCCUUCCUCCUCCUGUGCUGCUAACUCGCAUCGGAACUCCCGAGUCCAAACAUGGAGGAGUAGCGGCGGCCUCGGCGGCGCAAACCAGCAACUCAUGCUAAAGUACUGGAAAUAUUUCCACUCAACUUUCUCAAAUUAUUUCCAUCGAGCCAGCAAGGCGGCCGACAAACGCCUUCCAGUUCAUUUCCGUUGGAUAUUAUUUAGAACUGAUUUUGGUUCAUGUUAUUUUGGGAUUUAUUUUGUUCAUUUUGAUGUUUACAAUUAUUCAUAUUCCCUAUUCAAUGUUUUCUUUUUUUUUAAAUUUUUUAUUUCUUUAUUCUGUCAUUUAAAUUUAUUUUGUUGAAUUCCCUAUUGCGUUGGAGUUUUUUUCCCUUUUUUUUAAACUUUGUUUUAAGUUGCAUUUUAUUUUGUUUUAGAUUACCGUACUUUAGUUUUUUCUUAGUUUUGGGGUUUAUUUUAUUAUGAGUUUGUUUUGUCUGUAUUUUGUCAAAUGUAUUUAUAAUUCAUUUCAGUUCUGUUUUUUUCAAUUUUGUUGAUUUAAUUUGAGUUCUACUUGAUUUUGCUUUUUUAUUCCAUUUGUUUUUAUUGAAAUGUAAACUUGUUUAAUUUUUCGAGUUGUUGAUUUUUGUUUAAUUAUACUAAUUUAGCAUUUUAAUGAAUUGAACUGUAUUUGAAAUCUAUUUCUUUCAAUUUGUUUUAUUUAUUGAGUUACUUUGAAUGGCUCCUUAGGUGGUAGCGUGGCGAGGUGUAUCGCAGGCCUUAUUACGAGAGUCUGACUUAAAAGCUUCCCUGUGUCCAUCACACACUGUUUGGGGGAGCGUUUUGUAUUUUGUGUGUGUAUGGGGGGGUCCACACUUCCACUUUUUUUCUACGGCCAAGGCGUGACCGAAUGAUUGCGCUUAAUUUUUCAUGUACCUUUUCUACGUCAUCUAUGACUGCUUAGGAAACAUUUGGGAAUCUUGUAGCCUUCCUUCCUUACUUCCUUACCUCCUUCCUUCCUUCACUACUGCCAGCUUUACUACUUUGCUUCGCCCCUCCCCCACAGCACUGGGCUACCCUCUCCCCUUUUGUCCUUCAUCUCCCUCAUAUCUGUUAGUUUUCCAGUCUUUGGUUCACCUUCAGUCGAAACUUACUCCAGCUACAUAUUUUUUCUGCGGCCACACACAAAAAAGCAAAGUUUUGGAAUAAAAUGGCAUUUUUCACAGCGAAA
Molecule: messenger RNA, 3773 nt
Organism: Syngnathus typhle (broad-nosed pipefish)
Lineage: Eukaryota; Metazoa; Chordata; Actinopteri; Syngnathiformes; Syngnathidae
Product: circadian-associated transcriptional repressor-like
Exons: 6
Coding region: 271-1428 (385 amino acids)
Biological process (GO): circadian regulation of gene expression; negative regulation of DNA-templated transcription
Cellular component (GO): nucleus
Molecular function (GO): RNA polymerase II cis-regulatory region sequence-specific DNA binding
Source: RefSeq, a predicted model, not a curated record